GCGGAGACUAUGCGCUCUAAGUCACCCAGUUGCUACCCGGUAGAGGAGGAGGAGGAGGGGAUGGCGGAACUGGGAGAGUUGGAAUUCCCGUAGCCAAACUGUCGUGGGAAUAAAAUUAGUCGGGCUCGCUGCGUCGGGAGAAGCCCAGGCUGGAGGAGGUGAAGUCCUGAGCCAAAUGCAGUAGCAAGAGCGCGCGCGCCUGGCGGUGAACUCGGGAUUUCUAGGUAAAAUAUUGAACGCCUCUUUUGAAGUCAAACGCGGGUUUAAGGUGGCUAUUCAGGGAGGCACAAGGAAAUGGUGGUAAGCCCAGAAAAGGCAUGACUCGUCCUGGUCUCCAAGAUUUUGGGACGAGAGGAGCGGGAGAGCGCCACGAUCCCGCCUAUUGCACGGAGGAAUAGGCAAGUCUCCCAGCCCCACCCCUGCAGUAGUGAUGCAGAGGACAAAUCACCGACGUAAGGAAGGGAAAAUAAACAACCAGCCGGGAACGGGGGCAGGGAGGUGGAGAGAGUAGGCACCGAGCACUCUCCAACUACAGGGGCGAGAGGGAGCGCUUUCUGGGGAAACAAACCUCGCCUAAAUCAUUGAGUUUGGAGCCCAGUGCUUUGUAGAGGCUCGGAGCGCCUCUCCCCAGCCCCAGCUUCGCCCGCGUUGGGGAAGCACAGAGCAGGAAGAGCUGCCGGCGACGGGAUCGAGAGCAGCUCAGCCGGCGGGUGGGACGCAGCGUGGGGAGGCGCCUGCGGAAGGGAGAGAGGACCCCGACGAGCUGCGAGUGCUGGCAGGAGAGAACGCAUCUGGAAGGAGCCCACGCCCGCCGAGGCGGGAAGGGAGCGAGCCUCGGCAGAGGUCGAGGGGGCGCCGCAUGGACAGCAUGCCUUUCGCCAGAGGCCCCAGUGCGGGGUCCGCGAACAACUCCAGCCCGUGGUGGCCUCUGACCACCGGCGGAGCCAAUACCAGUAGGGAAACGGAGGCGUUCGGGGAAGGCGGAGGUCCGCAGGGAGACCGGCGCAACGAGGAGCUAGCCAAGCUGGAGAUCGCUGUACUAGCCGUAACUUUCGUGGUGGCUGUGCUGGGUAACAGUGCGGUGUUGCUGGCGCUGCACCGCACGCCUCGCAAGACGUCUCGCAUGCACCUGUUCAUUCGCCAUCUCAGCCUGGCGGACCUGGCCGUCGCUUUCUUCCAGGUGCUGCCGCAGCUGUGCUGGGACAUCACCUACCGCUUCCGGGGUUCCGAUGGGCUGUGCCGCGUGGUGAAGCACCUACAGGUGUUCGUCAUGUUCGUAUCGGCUUACAUGCUAGUAGUCAUGACGGCCGAUCGCUACAUCGCGGUGUGCCACCCGCUGAAGACGCUGCAGCAACCCGCGCGCCGCUCUCGCCUCAUGAUCGCUGCCGCCUGGGUGCUGAGCUUCGUGCUGAGCACGCCGCAGUACUUCGUCUUCUCCAUGGUCCAGGUGAACAACGUCACCAAGACCUACGACUGCUGGGCCAACUUCAUCCAGCCCUGGGGUUCCCGCGCCUACGUGACCUGGAUGACGAGCGGUAUCUUUGUGGCACCGGUGGUCAUCCUGACCACCUGCUACGGCUUCAUCUGCUACCACAUCUGGCGCAACGUCCGCAGGAAGACGGCGUCGCGCGAGGGGCAGGGUGCCGAGGGCACCGGUAGUGCCUUCCGCAACGGGCUCCUCCUAGAGCCCUGUGUCAGCAGCAUAAAGUCCAUCUCCCGCGCCAAGAUCCGUACUGUGAAGAUGACUUUCGUGAUCGUGACGGCUUACAUCAUUUGCUGGGCGCCCUUCUUCAUCGUCCAGAUGUGGUCUGUCUGGGAUGAGAACCUCAUCUGGGUCGAGUCAGAAAACCCAACCAUCACCAUCACUGCAUUACUGGCUUCCUUGAAUAGUUGCUGCAACCCCUGGAUAUACAUGUUUUUUAGUGGCCAUCUCCUACAAGACUGCAUCCAAAGCUUCCCUUGCUGCCAAAACAUGAGGCAAACAUUCAACAAAGACGAUUCUGACAGCAUGAGCAGAAGACAGACUUCUUACACUAACAACCGAAGCCCGACAAACAGUAUGAUUACUUGGAAGGACUCACCUAAAUCUUCCAAGUUCAUCAAAUUCAUUCCUGUUUCAACCUGAGCCCCUAAAUCAUGCAGCUGAUUCUUCUAACAGACUUUCUGGCCCAUUGGCUGAAUCCAGCUAGCAGUCAUGAGAACAAAUGAACUAUGUGAGAUAAGCAUAAAUUAAUUCGUUGGGUACAAGGCUCUUGUUUCUAUUUGCAUUGGCAUACUGCUAUGACCAAAAGCUAUGAAUUGUCUUAUACAGAAUGGUGAUAAAAUUUUCAGGCCUAAUUCCCAGAAAUAAAUAUAACAAGUUUCUAAAGGAAAAGUCAUAACCAUCCUGACUUUAUAUUCUACUGUUGGCUUCUUUUGUUUUCUUUUUGUUUCUGGCAUAACUAAGGUUUGAUUGGUUUAAAAGUCAUAUAAUGUGGGGACCUUAUUUCUGAAUAAUGUGAGCUCACCCUCAAUCAGCCUUAGUGUUCGGAAGGCAUUAGAAGAGACUUCAAAGAAAUUAUUCCCAUCCAGUAUGAUCAGCUUAUACCUCAGAAAAUGCAGCCUCAAACAGUGGCCUAGAGAUGGGGUGGUGCCUUGGAGAGGCAUGAGUGCUAGAGGCACACGUGAGCAGGGGGUGCCUGGUUCAGAGUGGGAAGAGGAAAGUUCUACUAGAACGUAGAUUUGAAUCACUGAGAUUUCAAAACAGGAACUUUAGUACUGGCAGUUCCCUUCUUUAGGUUCCUCAUGUUUUAUAAGUUGUGAAAAGCCAAUGGACCAAGAUACUGAAGGUUAGAAAAAAAGUGUCCAUUAGCUGAUAUUUUCUUUUUUCUCCCACUGUGUGGUAAUUUUAAAGUCAGAUUUGCAGUCAGGAAUACACAAUUUUAUGAGAAGAAUAGAAGCGGAUUGCCCAAGGUACUAAGCAGACUUUUUCUGGAACACUGUAAACAUGUUUUGACCAGUGUCAAACUAUAAUGCUGUGCUAUUGGACAGAACCCUUUAACAAAAGGGUAUGCUGGAUAUUAACAUGAGCACUACUUUAUGUUUGGGGAAUCCAGAUUCAUAGAUAAGGGAGUCUGCUAAAAAGCGAUUCAGAAGACACAAGGUCCCCUCACAUUUAUUAUAAGGAACUUGGUCUUUCCUUCUCAUCUCCCACCCAUCUCGCUGUCAGAAGAAGAGAGGCAGGGUUUCAGCCGCGAUGCCAUGGAGGUGGAGAGAAAACUGCUCUGUACCUCAUCGGGCUUCCUUCAUUAUUAAAUGCAUGACUUUAGGCAAGUUACUUAAAAAUACAAGAAGUCUCUAUUUCCCUGGCUGCACAAUCGAGUUGGUAACAACCUCCCAAGAUUACUGUGAAGACUAAAUGAAAUCAAGUGUGUGAAAGACCUUCAUAAAUAAACUGCCAAAUCCUAUACAAGUGAUAGCAGUUGCUUUUAUUAUAGUCU
Messenger RNA from Pteronotus mesoamericanus, 3479 nucleotides. It is a transcript of the gene AVPR1A, whose product is annotated as arginine vasopressin receptor 1A. The record is from RefSeq and is a predicted model, not a curated record. Gene Ontology annotation, cellular component: plasma membrane. Gene Ontology annotation, biological process: positive regulation of vasoconstriction; G protein-coupled receptor signaling pathway; regulation of systemic arterial blood pressure by vasopressin. Bases 860 to 2125 code for a protein of 421 amino acids. Gene Ontology annotation, molecular function: peptide binding; vasopressin receptor activity. The transcript has 2 exons. Lineage: Eukaryota; Metazoa; Chordata; Mammalia; Chiroptera; Mormoopidae.